UUUCUGAGUGAGAGUGGGUGAUAAAAUUGCAGUCUAAGAAAAAUGGCAACUUUUUCUUUUUCUUAUGUUUUUCUCGCUUCAUCUUCUUCUCCUUCUAAAAUCAACAGCAGAAAGAAUCUUCCUAAUUUGAUUCUUAACUUAGGUGUCACACCAUCUUCUCAUAUCUUACCCUCUUCAUUCUCAUCCUCGCGUUUCUUUCUAAAACCCUUAUUUCUAAAACCCAUGAAAACGUCUCCUAGAAUGGAACAGAAAUACACUUACCCUGACCCAAUUCCAGAAUUUGCAGAAUCUGAAACCACGAAGUUUAGGUUUGAGAUUUUGAACAAGUUGUCAAAAAAUAAGGACUCCUUUGAAGGUGACUUAGACAAGGUUGUUGAUGUCUGCUCAGAGAUUUUUAGCAACUUCUUGCAUAAGGAGUAUGGGGGGCCAGGAACGCUAUUGAUCGAACCUUUCACUGAUAUGUUGGUCGCCCUUAAGGAAAAGAAACUUGCAGGAGCACCUAUGGCUGCACGAGAGGCGUUGUUAUGGGCACAAAAUUACCUUGAUGAAGACUGGGAAACAUGGACCAAAAACCUACCAAAAUAAUCCCUUGUGAUGUUUAUGUAUGUCUUGGGAAUUUUGCCAAUCUAUGAGAAAGAACUCAGAAACACCAGUACUGAAGAAUGAUGCUGUAAAAAUUGAGUCAUAAACCUAGUUUCAUUAAAUGACAGUGGUGAGAUUACAAGGAUUCUGAUGCAUUUCUCAUUCUGGCUAUACAAGCGGUCAAUUUACCA
Messenger RNA from Papaver somniferum (opium poppy), 773 nucleotides. Its product is annotated as protein PLASTID REDOX INSENSITIVE 2, chloroplastic-like. The transcript is spliced from 3 exons. The record is from RefSeq and is a predicted model, not a curated record. The coding region runs from base 43 to 585 and encodes 180 amino acids. Gene Ontology annotation, biological process: regulation of gene expression. Lineage: Eukaryota; Viridiplantae; Streptophyta; Magnoliopsida; Ranunculales; Papaveraceae.